Molecule: messenger RNA, 4219 nt
Organism: Caenorhabditis auriculariae
Lineage: Eukaryota; Metazoa; Nematoda; Chromadorea; Rhabditida; Rhabditidae
Source: the annotation of a GenBank genome assembly
AUGAAGGAUAUUGCUGUUUCAAUAGUUUCAUCUGAACUUCUCUUUCCUUUUAUAGUAUUGGGCUAGUCUCCUCUUUACCCAAUAUAUUUCUUUCCCGGUCAAACCUACAAAGUUUACGGUUUCAGCUUUUCUAUAUUAAUAAUAAAUCUUGUUCAAUCUUGUUUUUUUCUAUUCUUUGAUUUUAACUUUUUGAACAGCUAUUUCAUUAUUUUCCCUUCGUAAAUUUUUUUAAAAAUUUUUAGUUUAGGCCUUAUUUUUUUAUCAAUAAUGGCGCAAAAAUACACUUUCGAAAAAAAAAAUCUUGGCUUCAAUUGAAACUUUUUUGAGCUGCCUUUUUUCCUUUUUCUUGGCCACACAUACAAUGCUUGCAAAGAACUUUCUUAAAAACGCCCCCGACCCAAAACUACUAGCGCCUCAAGGCAUCAGGAAGUGUGAGAGAUCAUUUUUGGCGAAUGAAGGAUAUAUCACCAUUUUCUGAGUCAAUUUUCGAUGUUUUUUAACUUCCAGAAAUAUUCAAAUUUUCUAAGUUUGAAUAAAUUAUGUUGAGCUUGUAUCAAUAGGAAGAAUAAUUAUGAAAACUUAAAUUUUCAACGAGUUUUAUCUAACCAUAAGUGAACAUUUUCCCUUGGUCUUUCAAAUUUAUCAUUACGAUUGAUUUUUUAGUUGAACUAAGAAUUAUGUAAAAAAUUGAAAAUAUGUUAAGAUUUUGCAGGCGAACCACAUCCGAGAAGGACACGCGGGCAAUUCGGCCCUUUAUAGGUUGGCCAACACGAAAGCGGCCUUCCAAGUGCUUUGCAAGCCCUGUCAGGAAGUGUUGUCGAGGUAAGCAAGUGGCUAAGCGGCUUGAUCGCUGUGAAAAGGGUCGAGAGUUCGACUCCUCGCGGCGCUUUUGAUGUUUGGCAUGGGUUUUUCAUAGCUUUUUGUGGAAGAAAAAAACUCUUAAUUUAAAAAGCCUCUCUGAAACUCGAAAAAUAGUUAUUUUCUGUUAUAAAAUCAUAUUUUUUUGAAGGAGCGAAUGUUGAAAUUAUUCAUGUAACAUUAAGAGGAUGAAAUUAUGUGAUUACAAUGAGAUUGGGAAAAGAGUAAUACGGAAUCAUAUUAAACUAAAUAAUUUAAGUAUCGCGCAGCCGUUUCGGGUCUAUAAAAAUGGACGGCUUAGUUUUUUGUUAAAUUUUCAUGAUAAGGAUUGUUCGAUGUUGAAAGGGUCGAUGGUUCGAUUUCUCUUGUUGUUUUUUUGCUGAGGUCUCUGAACUAAUGUUUUUCGAUCAUUGCAAUAAGCCCUUUUUGUAAUAUUUAAGCUUGCGAAUUUUAAUUUUUCAAUCUGAUGGUAGUGAAUUUAUUAAACUUUGAGCCUCCAUAUCUCAAAUUGAUUUCAAUAUUUUAACAAGUUCUCCACAGCUUUAUACUCACCGCUUCCAGGGCUAUCAAAUGAAUUCAGUUUUGUUUGAUAAAAAAUAUUUUUCAGUACCCAAGCCCUUCGAGAACACUGUGACUCUGUGGCUCAUAGGACUCAAUUGAGGCAGCCGAUCGUCGUCUUUUCAUGCAAAUUGUGCCCUUUCGAAACCAACACCACUUCUGAAGCCACUGGUGGGUUUAUUUUACUUUUUUUUUACUAUUAGAAUAAUGAAUUUCGUUGAGAAAUUCGGAGAAAAAUGGGGAAAAAUUGGAAAUUUCCUUUUUGAGUUUGAACAUGUUUUAUUUCAUCAACGAAGCUUUUGAAUCUUAGCAUACCCUUAAAGCUUUUCACACACUAAUUUCUCUUUUUUAUCGCCUGAAAUCGCUCAAAACAGCUCAACAAUACACUAGCAAAAUCUUAUUGUUUUAUUCAGUACAAAUGCGUCCCUUGAAACAGCGAAAAUUCAUAAAUAUCCUUUCUUCCAAGGCCCACAAAAUCUCUCAUCAACAGAGCACAAAACGCACUUCCAACUGGCUACUCUUUCUAAGACUUUUGAAAGUCUUUGAUUCGUUUUAUUUUUCAUUAGAUCACGCCAUUUUACAAAACAUGUCUUCCCUGUUAUAAAUGUUUUUUUUUUAUCGAAGGAGCGCGAUUUCAAGAUUUCGAGACGAUUUUUUUCUUCAGAUUUUCAGAAAUUUAGAUUUUUUUCCGGUUUAUUGAUUCAUUUCACAGAAAAAAACUUCUCUCUGUUAAAAAAAAACUCCAAAUCAUCGAAGUGAAUCUUCCAAGAGACUUUUUUUCACUUUAAGACGGUUCUCGUCUUCCCAUUGACCAUGAAAUUAACAAUCUUCAUGAACCCACUAAAAAUAUUCAUGUCAAAUCGAUGAUGAUGCCCGUGCGAGGCCAUUAAUGACAUGAAAACGACCCCGAAACAGCCGAAGAAAAAAAAAGAAAUGAAAAGAAAUGAGCCGAUGAGUGAGAAGGGGGAAAAGAUUAAUUCGGAAUAAAAUUAUUGGUCUAUCCAAAUGAGCGGCGGCGGCGGCGACGGACGCGUUCCGUUUUGGUCUCUGUCUAUAAAACCGCGUCAAGGACAGUUUCAGUGCAAAAGAAGAGAGAAGGAGAGAGAAAGAGACCUGUUCAAGUGGCUCAUCAUAAACAAUGCUCCAAAAUCCCCAAGCAAGGACACACGCAAAACCAUCUUGACCGUAAUUAAGUGUGUUACAAUUGCGCCCCCAUCGCCGCACUUUUUCAAGAGUCUUUUGCCGUCCCCUCCACACCCAGAAUUUUGUUUCGAGAGUUCAAACUGUUGAAUUAUUGAUUUUUCCAGUCAAUGCGAGUUUGGGGUUUGUAAAGAAACAAAACUUUGCUUUUUCUUCAAAAAUUCGGUCAGGAAAUCCUUGUACUAGAUGGAGGAACAUAGUUCUGCAAACCUCUCUUGAAUCAAGUUUUCAGAGAAGUUUUUCAAAAUGCGAUACUUCUGAUUUAUCGAUUUUUUUCAGUCCAGUAGAAAGUUGAAACAAAGGUAACUUUACUUCUUCACAAAAAAUUUUCUGAUGGAAGAUCUUGAGAAUAAUUUUUGUAGGUGGAGACUCUCAGGAUCUUGAUUCAAAGUUUUAAAAUUCUUUUUCUUCCUGAAAACUGAUCUCAAACGAUUCAUUUUUUGAGUUUUCAGAGGGACUUCCCGAAAAAACUCAAGCUAUCGAGUAAAAAGAAAGUCAAGAGGAAGUUCAGACCUUUUCCAGAUAAGAAAAUGAAAAAAGAUUCUGAGGGUGCUGAAAAAAUAUGAGGAUAUUAGGGAAAUUUCUACGCUCUGUUGAUAAGAAACUGCGGAGAAAAAGCAUUCCGAAACGACCGCGAAAAUCUUGUUUCUUCGAAAUACCUGUCAACUUCUGACUUCCCAGGUUUCAAACAUUUUUUACUUAUGGUAGCUGAAAUAAGAGCACCUUUAUCAAUAGAGCAAACUUGCUGAAAGGAGCAAUUUACAAAACUGUGUAAAAUGUCGAAAGUGGCCGCUAAUGACAGUUUUGCCUGUUAAAAACAAUAUAGCUGAGCAGAUUUGAUAAAAAAAUGACAUUUAUCGAAAAAUUGUGUCGGGAAACAUUAAAGCUUCCAACGUGUCCCAGACGGACCACCGUUAAUGGGUUCGCUGAUGAAUCAGCAGAGUAAAAAGAGGAAAAGAAAAUACGUCGGCCACGGCUUUCCUCAGCUCCCCACACUGUUUUAAUGAUUUUUUUUUCCUUAUUUUACUGAUUUUUGUUGGAAAAUUCGGUCGGGUCUUUAUGAUGAGUGUUUUUUUCUAUUUUUCAAAUUUCGAAAAGGUUUUUGGGCAUUUUUAGAUGUUAAAGUACAUAUUUAUUCAUAAUAUGAGCAGUUAUUAAGUCUGAUUCUUGAAAAAAAAGUCAAUAUAUAGGAAAAAAUAUUUUCUACUCUAUUUUUCUGUUUUUUGCCUAAAAUGCUUUCAAUUCUUGUUUUGAAAUCAACAUAUUGCAAUUUAAAGGCAUAAAAAAGCUUGGAAAAGGACCCACAAUUUCACAAAAAUGAGAAAUCUCCUUUUUUGGUCGACUAUAUUCGAUUUGUCGGAAUUUUUAAACUAACCAAAAUCAAGAAUUGUAGGCGUUUUAGUGACAUUUAACUGGAAUAUUUUGAAAAACUGAAAAAAGGCCGAUAUAAAAAAGAGCGGCUUUUCCAUCAUGCCAUUUGUCAGGUUUUCCUUCAAUAAUUCUCAAAUUUUCAGCACAUAUGACGUGCCACGAACCGUCUACUUGGCCCAGGGAGCAGAUCGGUGAGUCUUCCAUUCAGUUUCCGGAAAAAAUAGCGAUUUGA